Molecule: messenger RNA, 2062 nt
Organism: Patella vulgata (common limpet)
Lineage: Eukaryota; Metazoa; Mollusca; Gastropoda; Patellidae
Product: RING finger protein nhl-1
Exons: 2
Coding region: 138-1883 (581 amino acids)
Biological process (GO): protein polyubiquitination; proteasome-mediated ubiquitin-dependent protein catabolic process; negative regulation of translation
Molecular function (GO): ubiquitin protein ligase activity; translation repressor activity; protein binding
Source: RefSeq, a predicted model, not a curated record
UUUUGAAAUAUGGUGAAGGGCAAACGGUGAUACAGCUCUACUUACUAGUGUACACUCCAUUUAUGUAUAUAACCUCAUAAGAGUGAAUGUAAAUCCAGAUUUUUAUAGAAUAUAUAGGAAGCCAGUCCUCUUAGAAUAUGGAAGCACCAUUAUCACCAAUCGAUGAGGAGGAACCCAUAUCUCCCAUAUGCCAAAUUUGUAAUGAACUUUAUAAAGAACCUAAAAUUCUUCCGUGUUCAGAUAGAUUUUGCAAAUCGUGUUUGGAAAAUAACUUCGAUUCUACAAGCGAAGAUAAUGAAUUUUGUUGUCCAACCUGUAAAACUAUGGUUCUCAUCCCCGCUGGUGGAAUCUCUGAGUUACCAUCAGCACCCCCUAACAGUGCAUCAACCAGGGGACCUUCGCGUCAUUUUACAUUUGAUGAAAAUAACGGCAUUGGGACUAAAGGGGUUUCGGGUGUAGACACCAGCUUCAGACCAUCUUUAGAUAUGCUUCGUUUCUCACUAGCAAAUUAUAGAAGCAGUUUGGAUUCCCUUACAAAAGAUUCUAAUAAAUAUCUAGAUACUCUAAAGGAAGCGUGUGAAAGUACCGAAACGUUGAUAAGUAAGCAGGCGGAAACGUUACACAGGAAUAUUGAGGACCAGAAAGACAAACUUAUUCGAGAAAUGACCCAGAAACGUGAGGAAGAAGAAAUUUCUAUCAAACAACACCUGUCUGAUCUGGUUGCCACAGAAAAACACAUGGCGACGACAACCGAAUUCAUGGAAAAUGUUGCUGCGUGUGCCAGUGAAGUCAAAUUUUCAGGGAUGUCCAUAACAAAGCAACAUACCAACCAAGGCAAUGCUGCUCUUCAUCUAAUGAUACCUAGCGGAGAGGAACACCUGAAAGUUAACGUUUCUACUGACGGAAAUCAUGCUGCUAAAAGUCUUGCUGUUAAAGAUAACCAUAGAUCAAUAAUGAUGCAUCCCCAUGGAGGUCCUCAUUCCAGAAAUGGCAAGAAGGGGGUUAGCUUUCACGUUAGAGAUACUAAGACAACAAAGACAGUUCCCACCAGGCGGAAAUCAAAAUCGUACGCCAUUAUUUUGGCUAGAUUUAAAACAGAUGAAUCGGUAACCGGAUUAGCAACCACUGUAGAUGACACGAUUGCAGUAACGACCUACUCUUCCAAAAGAUGUAGCAUAUAUACCCUAGAAGGAAAGCUAAUGCGUGAUAUCUACAAAGGCCUUAUUCAUCCGAUAUCUGUAACAUCCUUAGUUUCGGGGAAACUUCUUGUAGCUGACGCUGGUGAUGGAACUGAGAAUAUGGGUUUAAGAUUGUUCUACACGGACGGAGAACCAUUUCCCUCAAACUUAAACAUUUCUGUAGCUGCCUGGGGCAUGGCCGAGGCCGACCAUGGCGACCUUGUCGUUUGUCAUCCUGGAAAAGGAAAGGUUUGCCUCUACGAUCGAAAGGGAAGAAUGAAAAUGACACUAAAAUCUCUGGAUGGUAAAAAAUUAUUUGCUAAUCCUCGCUGUGUAUGCGUCAACAUUAACGGAGACAUCAUUGUUUCGGAUUUCGAACGUCAUUGCAUUGUAUUUUUUGAUUCUCGGGGUAAUUUCAAGUCUAGUUAUGGCUCGGAAGGUAAAAGUACGAGGCAACUUCAUCACCCAUGUGGUGUCUGCGCUGAUCGAGUUGGGAACGUCCUAAUAGCGGACAGUGAUAAUCAUAGGAUUUCUCUCCUGUCACCCGAUGGAAUUUUUAUAAAAUUCCUUCUCACCCAUCAUGAUGGUCUAGAUGAACCAGUUGCGGUGUGUUUGACAAAAGAUGACAAAUUGGUUGUAGGGGAGUGGUCAGGAAAAAUAACGGUGGCAAAGUAUGACAUCGCAGCAAAAGCACAAAGUAAAUAAAACGGUCGGAUCAUUUUAUAUUACCGGAAGGCUUCUAUAUGUGUUUGAAAAUAGUAAAACUGUAUUAUGGGACAAUCUCGUCUGUGGCUUACAAAUGCUAAACUAACAUUAUUUAAACUGCAAUAUCGUUACACUGAAUAAUUCAUGGGUUGCGUAAAUUAAUAAAAUGGUUAUUUUUA